This is a messenger RNA of Triticum urartu, 963 nucleotides long. The record is from RefSeq and is a predicted model, not a curated record. NCBI's taxonomy places the organism in Eukaryota, Viridiplantae, Streptophyta, Magnoliopsida, Poales, Poaceae.
AUGGCCAGGGAGAGAUGCGUCGACGAAACCGGUGGGCUGCUCACAAUAAACCUGCUCAUCAAGAUGGUUGUGGAGGAAGGCGUUGGAGACAUCCAUCUGAUGAACUGGCCAGCCUCGGAACACCGCGAGCUGAAGGACGGUGCGGAUCGUGCCCGGUUUAACAACCGGGGCAAACGUCUCAGUGAAGUCAACGCCAGCGCGCUGUCGGAAACCACAAACCACCCAGCGAGCCUUGUAGCACUCAAGUGGCCAGACGGCAUCAUCGGCAAUGUCAUCUCCUUCGGCCUCUUCCUCUCCCCUGUGCCGACGUUCUGGCGGAUCUACAAGGCCAAGGACGUGGAGGAGUUCAAGCCGGACCCCUAUCUGGCGACGCUCAUGAACUGCCUGCUCUGGUUCUUUUACGGGCUCCCCAUCGUCCACCCCAACAGCACCCUCGUCCUCACCAUCAACGGCAUCGGCCUCGUCAUCGAGGGCGCCUACAUCAUCAUCUUCAUCAUCUACGCGGCCAAGAACACAAGGUGGAAGAUGCUCGGCGUGCUCGCCAUCGAGGCAGCGUUCAUGGCUGCCGUGGUGGCCGGUGUGCUCGUUGGCGCCCACACCCAUGAGAAGCGCUCCAUGAUCGUAGGCAUCCUCUGCGUCAUCUUCGGCUCCAUCAUGUACGCCUCCCCGCUCACCAUCAUGGGUAAAGUGAUCAGGACCAAGAGUGUGGAGUACAUGCCAUUCUUCCUGUCGCUGGUGAACUUCCUCAAUGGCUUGUGCUGGACGGGCUAUGCGCUCAUCAAGUUUGACAUCUACAUCACGAUCCCCAAUGCCCUCGGUACAAUCUUCGGCCUCAUCCAGCUGAUCCUGUACUUUUACUACUACAAAUCGACCCCCAAGAAGGGCAAGAACGUUGAGCUGCCCACUGUCCUCACCAAAAACACCGUUACCAGCGGCAACGUCUCCGUCACCGUUGACAAAUAA